Molecule: messenger RNA, 900 nt
Organism: Dovyalis caffra
Lineage: Eukaryota; Viridiplantae; Streptophyta; Magnoliopsida; Malpighiales; Salicaceae
Source: the annotation of a GenBank genome assembly
AUGACGAAGCCUCCUCAAGAAGAAGAAGACGAAGAACGCCUUCGUCAGAGAAAACUUGAAGAAGCCCUUGAAGUCAAAUCUCUCCGGCGUAUAAUCAGUGCCUACCUAAAUUACCCAGAAGCAGCAGAAGAGGAUGUGAAAAGAUAUGAAAGAUCUUUUAGGAAGCUUUCUCCUUCUCACAAGGCUUUGUUAUCACACUAUCCUUUCAAGUUUCAAAGUCUAAGAAGGCGUAUUUCUGAAAAUUCGUAUUUCAUAUUUAAUAUGCUUCAGGCAUUUGAGCCACCCUUAGAUAUGAGUCAGGACGUCGACGAUUGUGGGUGCUCGCACCUUGAACAGCCCCCAAAUGACGGAAAUGUUUGCUCUCAUGAGUCUGCUGCAGCUAGUGGAAGUUGUUGUUCCAAACCUGAUGAAGCUUGUUGUGGCAAACCAAGCAAUAUGAUGAGCAAACCGGAAGAUGGUUUGACUGCCAAUGAGGAGGUGCAUAUUGGAGGCUGUUGUGGGUCUGAUACUGGGAGCUGUCCGGCAGGCCGGGAAAAUAACAAAAUGACUGCUGAAUGUUGUGGAAAUCAUGUCUCUUAUUCCAAUGGAAAUGUCCCUUCAUCACCUCGUGAUUGGUUGGAUUCAUCACCUCAGUUGCAUGUUCCUCUGGUUGAUGUUGAUAAGGUCCGUUGUAUAAUAAGGAACAUAGUAAGAGACUGGGCGGCAGAGGAGAUGUCCAUUGAACUGAGUUUGGAAGAUGUAAAGAGAGUUGCCUUAAAUUAUGGGUUUGAAAUUGAGAAGGAAAAGACAAUUGAGACAACCUACACUACAAAUCCUCAAUCAAUGAUGCAAAACCGAUACUCUGCUGCAUUCUGGACAAUGAAAAAGAAAUCAGCAGCUGUGGAGAAGCAUUCCACAUGA